Molecule: messenger RNA, 1794 nt
Organism: Sparassis crispa
Lineage: Eukaryota; Fungi; Basidiomycota; Agaricomycetes; Polyporales; Sparassidaceae
Exons: 7
Coding region: 1-1794 (597 amino acids)
Source: RefSeq, a predicted model, not a curated record
AUGCGGAUGAUGCGGGAAUGGCGACAUCUCAAGAUGCUCAAGCACGCCGGACGUGGUCAUGACCCUGGAGGUGCUGCAAGCACUCUUCCCGGGAGUUGUGUGGUACUCUGCCCAGCCUGUCCCCAUCCGGGGAAGAAUUUACACGCAGACUGGGCCAUAGCACCGAAGGAUAAGAGCUGGCUCUAUAGGCUGUUCCUAUGUAUUGACGCCAACUUCUGCCUCAAGCGCAAGAAAGUCUCAUCUGAUAAGGUGGAUCCAGGCCUCAACCAUGGCUACACAUACUUCGUGGAGGAGAAGUCUUACAAAGACCACCUUCACAUGUAUGACAAGGUGUUCCCCGACAACAUCAGUACAUGCAACAAUCAUGACGCGCUGAAACUCGCUAGCAUGAAGGGAGCCCAUCAAGGUACGGCUGCCAGCGGUGUUGGGACUGUGGAUUGCGCACGCCAUGACAUGAAGCAUCCGUACUCGGUUGGUGAUUUGCAGAAGGGAGAGCGGUACAUGAACAUGACUACCUAUUCUGGUCUACAGUCGGUCAGCACAGUCAAUAUGGAACAAAUGAUAUUGUCGUAUCGUACGACAUCGUCUGUCAGUGGUCAAAAAACAUCUGGAAUCGCUUUAAACACUACGGCCUGCCAUCUGGACUCAUCAACCACGAUUUUACAUUUGUUAUUCCCAAGUUCCAUCUUCUCACACAUCAAGAAUCAUGCUGAGUCGCCUGCUCUUUCAACCUCCUCCCGUGGGUCGCUCGGACUGAUAGUGAAGGAGUCGAGCGAGAACACGCAUCACACAAUCUACGAUGCGUUUGGCGACUAUAACUGGCGCAAGAUAUGUAACACUGCGCGCACGUUUCUGGCGAAGGUCAAGACUGUGGUACAGGAGCAUUGUGAACAUAUUGCCGUGUUUCAAGACUUCGAUUCUGUUAUGAUGGCAGAAUCAUCAGCCGAAGGGUGGAAGGACAUGAUUGAAGCCUGGGAGAUCGAUUCUAUGGCUCCAAAUCCAUUUGUGGUCACUCGGCCUACUAUAACACUUGCCGGUGCACGUCUCCAGCUGGCUGAGGAGGAAGCAGCCAAUAUCAAUGAAGGAUGGGGUGUUAUGGUACAUGAGGAGGUAUCUGCAAGUAUGAUGAUCAACAAUGGUCUAGAUCUAGAAGAAUGGCAACAGCGUCUCCGAGUUGAUGUGGCAGCUCUCAGUCAACAUGCAACCGAGCUCCAAUGCACGAAGAUACAGGAGAGGCACAAUGUGCUUCAGCACAGGAUCGAGAAAUGGUAUGGGGUUCAACGACUGUAUAUGCCGGGUGUCGAUGUACUGCGCACACGCACGGCUGCAUCUCGGGAAACACCUUUCAUGGCCCACGACAUGCCGCUGCUUUUGCCAUUCACCGUCCAAGGACAAAUGGCUUGUGACUCUGCUUUGAUGGAUGUCGAAUGGCGCCUUCGCUACGCACUUGCGAACGACAUCCUCAAUAAUCUCCGUCGUCACCUGCAACUCCGCUCUCACAUGUUUAUAUACAAGGAUCGCUUCGUGCGUGGCCAGCAAGAGAACACACGUGCGAGGACCACUAUUCAAUCUGUCGAGGACACAGUUAAUGCGGACACCACUCACUAUUGUACUACCUUUACGGCCCUUGUAGCAUUGGCUGUACCUCUUGCCAAGAGUGGUUGGCAAGCCGAGUUGCAUCCGCUCAAUCCGGCGGAUGUGCGUGGGAUGACGGAGGUGUUUCUGAGGAGAGCGAAGGUACCAGGACUCUGUCCUGGGUCUGGAUGGCUCCAGGAGCAGGCGAUAGCGUGGUAG